AUGGGGUUUGGGUGCUCUGAUUUGAAUCUCUGGCAAGAAGCCCUAUCUGCUUACCCUUCCCGCAUACAAUCUCUCAACAAACCCGAUUUGGUUUCGUUAGAUGACUAUUACUGCAACGAACUCCCACCUCUCCUCCACCAAAAAAAACCUAAUCCUUACAUCACCACCUCUGAGCUCUCAAAGCUCAUGCAAUGGAAACUUACCUGUGGAAAAUGGAGGCCGCGUCUGUUGGAUUUUGUUUUGGGUUUGGACGACGACCUGGUAAAAUCAGCAUCAGAAAAGGGGUUUCAAUCUCUCCCCAAUGUAUCGAAAGCUCUAUCUGAGCUUACCGUGCUCAAAGGCGUGGGUCCAGCCACGGCUUCUGCAAUCCUUGCAGCUUACACCCUUGAUGUUGCGCCAUUCAUGUCAGAUGGUUGUGCGUGGAGCUGGGAAUGGGGAGAGUCGGCUAGGGUUUCUGAAGAUGGGGACGAUGGAGGGUGA
Cannabis sativa is the source of this 480-nucleotide messenger RNA. RefSeq lists its product as uncharacterized. NCBI's taxonomy places the organism in Eukaryota, Viridiplantae, Streptophyta, Magnoliopsida, Rosales, Cannabaceae. The coding region runs from base 1 to 480 and encodes 159 amino acids. The transcript is spliced from 2 exons. The record is from RefSeq and is a predicted model, not a curated record.